AGAUUGGUUGCAGAAGGCUGACAGAAAAAGUGCACAGAUGACCGGUCCGGAAUGAAAUCCUUUCUCAUGUACUGCACACAUGAAAGCUCUGGCACACGAAGCCAGGCAGGAGAUGGCAUGUUAGGGAGUGGAACAUACCAUUAGUGCAACUAGAAGAGGGGAACACAUCAGCAGGAGCUUGGAAAAUGCACCAAUGAGUUCGCCCGGCACAAAUGUAUGCGGGACUCCGAGCAGGGGAAAGGAGGAGAAACCAUACGAUACGACCAGCCUCAGUGUUUUUCCUAAAAGUGUUUAAAAACACACGUGAGCAGCAGCUUUCCCCCGGUUCUCUCUAACAUAUGUCUAAACACACCCGUGAACUGCAUGUGUUCGGUUCCUGCUGGACUAUCAAAGAUGUGGCAGUGAAGUUUGCAGCAGCUCCAGUAUCUGUUCCUUACUUCAGUGACCGAAUACCGAGAGUGCUGGGGAGUUGCAGUGAGUGUUAUGACACAUCCAGAGCUGUCCUGCCUCUUGCAAGUGCGUGAUGAAGAGGAUUUGCGUGUUACUGUAGUGCACUACAGCCCAAUGCUCUGACUUGUAAUUUGAAAGAACCCUGGGGUGCCUGGGAAAAACCUCUUACAGCCGACUUGGCGUGAUGAGCAAGUUCACCUUUCAGAACAACAAAGUGAUGCAGGACCGCCGGAGUGUUUGUGUCUUCCUUCCAAAUGAUGAAGCUCUCAACAUUAUUGUGAAUGUUAAAGCCUUGUGCCAAGAAUUAUUCGUUCAAGUCUGCGACCUUCUAAGGCUGAAAGACUGUCAUCUCUUUGGACUCAGUGUCAUACAAAACAAUGAACAUGUUUAUAUGGAACUGAUGCAGAAGCUCUGCAAGUAUUGUCCAAAAGAAUGGAAGAAAGAAGUAAGCAAAGGCAUUGACCAGUUUGGUCCACCUAUGAUUGUUCAUUUCAGGGUACAAUACUACGUGGAGAAUGGGCGAUUAAUUGGUGAUAGAGCAGCUAGAUACUAUUACUACUGGCACUUGCGGAAACAAGUUCUCCAAUCCCAGUGCAUGCUACAUGAGGAAGCCUACUUUCUACUUGCUGCCUAUGCUUUACAAGCAGACCUUGGCAACUACAAAAGGCACAAACACUAUGGGAAAUACUUUGAGCCAGAAGCUUACUUUCCUCCUUGGGUGGUUACCAAGCGAGGAAAGGAAUACAUUUUGAAACACAUUCCAAAUAUGCACAAGGACCAGUACGCACUUACAGCCUCAGAAGCACAUCUCAAAUACAUCAAGGAGGCUGUCCAGUUAGAUGAUGUGGCCGUUCAUUAUUACAGGCUUUAUAAGGAUAAAAGGGAAAUUGAUGCUUCACUGAUGUUGGGCUUGACUCUUCAAGGACUUCAGAUAUUUCAGGUUGUGGGAGAAUCUAAGCAAUUGUUGUAUGAUUUUCCUUGGACCAAUGUUGGCAAGCUUGUGUUUGUGGGAAAGAAGUUUGAGAUUCUGCCAGAUGGCCUCCCUUCAGCUAGAAAACUUAUUUACUACACUGGCUGUCCUAUGCGCUCAAGGCACCUACUCCAGCUACUCAGUAACAGCCAUCGUCUCUAUAUGAACCUGCAGCCAGUCCUGCGACAAGUCAGGAAACUGGAAGAGAAUGAAGGUAUGAGUAGCAUCUGCACAGUCUUGUCAGCCAAGAUGUCAGCCCCAAAAGGGUCUUCUCCUCCACUGCUGGGAAAGAAGCCACAGUUCCAUCAGAGCAUGGACCGGCGAGGCUCCUCCUUGUCCCCUGCACCCACUGCGAUACUGGGUGGCAAUGUGAGCUAG
Messenger RNA from Rhincodon typus (whale shark), 1798 nucleotides. RefSeq names its product FERM domain containing 6 (gene frmd6). Lineage: Eukaryota; Metazoa; Chordata; Chondrichthyes; Orectolobiformes; Rhincodontidae. Gene Ontology annotation, biological process: positive regulation of hippo signaling. The transcript is spliced from 11 exons. The coding region runs from base 635 to 1798 and encodes 387 amino acids. Gene Ontology annotation, cellular component: cytoskeleton; cytoplasmic side of apical plasma membrane. The record is from RefSeq and is a predicted model, not a curated record.